Cornus florida is the source of this 2069-nucleotide messenger RNA. RefSeq names its product putative pectinesterase/pectinesterase inhibitor 24. Gene Ontology annotation, biological process: cell wall modification. The record is from RefSeq and is a predicted model, not a curated record. NCBI's taxonomy places the organism in Eukaryota, Viridiplantae, Streptophyta, Magnoliopsida, Cornales, Cornaceae. Gene Ontology annotation, molecular function: pectinesterase activity; pectinesterase inhibitor activity. Bases 1 to 1779 code for a protein of 592 amino acids. The transcript is spliced from 2 exons.
AUGGCUUCUCUUAGAGCCUAUGGGAAAGUCAAUGAAGCCACCGAUCAAGCAGAGAGGCUCGGACUCGAAGCUCGUCGGAGGACCAGAAGGAGAAUCACCGUCAUAAGCUUAUCUUCCAUUGUCCUCAUCGUGGUUAUAGUAGGCGCCGUUGUUGGUACUAACGCGGGAAAUUCGAAAAACGGCAGCGGUGGUGAUAGUGGAACUCAAUCCGCAGGUAUCACCACUUCAGUUAAAGCUGCAUGUGGUGUGACAUUGUAUCCGGAAUCAUGUUACACCAGCAUUGCUCCGUUCACCAACUCCAGCCAGGAGAUUCAACCCGACCAGCUCUUCGGUCUAUCCAUUCGCGUGGCGAUGAAUGAACUGUCCAGAGCCUCCCGGUACUUCACCUCCCCCGAGCGCGGAGGGCUGUUCGACGGUGUCACUAAUAAAACGGCCAUUGCUGCUCUUGAGAGUUGCCGCGAACUUCUGGGACUUGCUUUGGAUCAUCUCAAUUGUAGUAGUAAUACUUCUCCGUCGUCCGCCAUCUCAGUAGUUGACGCCAUUGAUGAUCUCAGAACAUGGCUGAGUGCUGCGGGAACGUAUCAGCAAACAUGCAUAGAUGGUUUUGAGGAUGUGGCGGGAAAUAUGAAGAGUGGUGUUUAUGGGUACCUAAAAAACUCUACGGAGUUCACUAGCAAUUGUCUUGCCAUCAUAAGCCAGGUAUUCAAGUACUUUGCAAGUGAUGAUACAUUGAAGCAAAGGCGGUUGUUGAGUUUGCCCGGCCACUACGACGACGAUGAUCGCAUGCCACACUGGUUGUCUGCGAAAGAUCGGAAGCUACUACAGAGUAGUAAUAAUUCGAAAAUGAUCAGAGCAGACGUUGUUGUCGCGAAAGAUGGCUCCGGGAAGUACAAGACAAUAGGUGAUGCCCUCAAGGUUGUCCCGGAGAAGAGCAAGAAGAGGUUUGUGAUCUAUGUGAAGAAGGGACUUUAUUACGAAAAUGUUAGGGUUGAGAAGACUAAAUGGAAUGUGAUGAUGAUCGGUGAUGGAAUGCAUGCAACCAUUGUUUCCGGCAGCCUCAACUUUGUGGAUGGAACUCCCACAUUUCAAUCUGCAACUUUUGCCGUGUUUGGACAAGGAUUCAUUGCUAGAGACAUGGGAUUCCGAAACACGGCCGGAGCAAUCAAGCACCAGGCAGUCGCACUGAUGUCAACUUCCGACCAGUCGGUGUUCUACCGGUGCCACAUUGAUGCUUUCCAGGACACUCUCUACACGCAUUCCAACCGCCAAUUCUACCGCGAAUGCAACAUCUACGGGACCGUUGACUUCAUCUUCGGAAACUCGGCCGUGGUCCUCCAAAACUGCACCAUCCUACCCAAGCAACCCAUGCCCGGCCAGCAGAACACCAUUACAGCCCAAGGCAAGGUGGACCCGAAUCAGAACACCGGCAUUUCGAUACAGAAUUGUAACAUUUGGGCCGGAGGGAACCUGACUUCGGUCCAGACCUUCCUCGGCCGGCCUUGGAAGAAUUAUUCCACCACUGUGUACAUGCAGUCCUCGAUGGGGAGCUUGAUUGAUCCGAAAGGGUGGUUGCCUUGGGUCGGCGAUACAGCUCCCGACACCAUAUUUUAUGCUGAAUUUCAGAAUUAUGGGGCUGGUUCUUCCACCAAGAAUAGGGUUAAUUGGAAGGGUUUGAGAAACAUUGACAAGAAACAGGCUAUUAAAUUUGCAGUGAAGUCGUUUAUCAAGGGUGACAAAUGGAUUUCAGCGGCUGGGGUUAGCUACAAAUCGGGUCUGUGAGUGUGAGUGCAUUGGAUUGGUCUUCUUCCUUGGUUGAGAUUGUUUUAUUUUAUUUUUCAUUUUUGUUUUUUGUUUUUUCACAUUUAAGUGACAUUGAUUGAUUCAGAAUGAAAAUUCAUUUGAAACCUUGACAAUAACUAUCAUGUUUUGUGAGCUUAAUUCAUCCAUCUUCAUGAUUUUCAACCUAAGCUGAUUGGAAUUUCUCACUUGCCCAUGCAAAUGAACAAGAUUUUUGUGUAUUUCGAUAAAUUCCAAUUUAGCUCUUCAUAUUCAGCAUGUUUGGAAGUAAA